Molecule: messenger RNA, 1634 nt
Organism: Cylas formicarius (sweet potato weevil)
Lineage: Eukaryota; Metazoa; Arthropoda; Insecta; Coleoptera; Brentidae
Product: probable cytochrome P450 6a17
Exons: 6
Coding region: 53-1582 (509 amino acids)
Molecular function (GO): monooxygenase activity; heme binding; oxidoreductase activity, acting on paired donors, with incorporation or reduction of molecular oxygen
Source: RefSeq, a predicted model, not a curated record
AAAUUUGAACCAAAUCAAUCCCGAGGAAAAGUGUUAGAAACGCGUGAAAACAAUGGCGUUAGCGAUUCUCUUCGCGGUCACGAUAACACUAGUGGCGGUUUUCUUCUUGUUUUCGAAAUGGCGCUACACUUACUGGAAACGCAGGGGUUUGACCCAACUAGAACCGGACUUUUUCUACGGUAACACGAAGAAGAUGUUCACCGGAGAGUUAUCCACCGCAGAAACUUACCGGGAAAUCUAUCGGCAGCUGAAAUCCAUGAACAUUCGGCACGGCGGAGCCUAUAGUCUUUUGAAGCCGGUCUACAUACCGAUAGACCCCCUGAUAAUAAAACACAUCAUCCAAAACGACUUUCCCCAUUUCACUGGCCAUGGGUUCUAUUACCACGAGAACGACAUGCUGUCCAAAACUCUGUUCAGAAUGGACGGACCGCAGUGGAAAAUUCUGCGGGCCAAGAUGACCCCCGUUUUUACCGUCGGCAAGAUCAAGAUGAUCUUCGAGACCCUCGUCGAGAAAAUAAUCCACUUGGAACGAGUGGGGAGACAGUGCGCGGCGAAAGGGGAGCCCGUUCACAUUAAGGAUAUCGCAGCCCGGUUCACCAGUGACGUCAUUGCGAGUAUAGCUUUCGGCAUCGAAUGUCAUUCCAUGGAGGAUCCUGAUGCCGAGUUCCGCGUCUACGGCAGGAAAAUAUUUCGACCGAGACUGCUCAAGACGUGGCUCGAGGAGAUCGUUCCGUGGAAGAUUCUAGGUUAUACCGGAUACAAAACGCAGGGCGGAGGUGACAUCGAACGCUUUUUCCAAAACAUCGUGAGAGAUACGAUAGCGUACAGGGAAAAGAACAACGUCUUCAGGAAGGACUUCUUGCACUUGCUCAUACAGUUAAAGAACCGCGGCGAACUCAGCGAAGACGGCAGCAUCGUGAAAGAGAAGAUUGGUGAUAACACCGUAACCGAGGAAGAAAUCAUAGCCCAAUGCUUCCUGUUCUUCAUCGCGGGCUUCGAGCCUUCAGCCACGACGAUGACCUUCGGUCUGUUUGAGCUUGCCCGGAACCAAGAGGUCCAAGACAAAGUCAGAGAAGAGGUACGGACGGUGUUGGAGAAGUAUGGAGGGAAGUUCACGUACGAGGCUGCCCAAGAGCUCGUCUACACCGAGAAAGUGGUGCAAGAAACGCUGAGGAAGUAUCCGCCUCUGUCGACGCUCACACGAGUCUGUUCCAAAGACUACAAAGUGCCAGGGUCGGACCUGGUUAUCGAGAAGGGCACGUACGUUCAGAUCUCCGCCUGGGGACUCCAUCUCGAUCCCGACUACUUUCCAAAUCCGGAAGUGUUCGAUCCAGAGAACUUUAGUGUAGAACGCAAAGCCGCCAGGCCAGAUUUUACCUACUUGCCAUUUGGAGAUGGCCCAAGGAUUUGUACGGGUUGGAGGUUCGGGUUGAUUCUAAGCAAGUUGGGCCUCGCAGCUUUGCUCAAAGGUCACCGCUUCGCCGUCAACGAGAAAACAAAACUUCCCAUCCUGAUGGAGAAAGGUUCGAUGAUAAUAACCGCCCGUGGGGACGUUUGGUUGGACAUCGAGAAAAUCGACUGAUUUUCCCACCUUAUCGGCACCGUGUAGUCGUUAUUAAAAUAAAAUUAUAUGC